AUGGAGAUGAUGACAACAAUGAUGAUGGAACUUGACAAACUUCCAAACCCAUUUUCUCUCCCUUUCCAACAUCUUAACCACCCCACUUACCCUACCCCAGAAUCGCCAGCAAUUCCGCCACCGCAGUUUAGGGUUUCACACGAUUUCCCACGUCCCAGCUGGUUACAGCAGAAGCCGGAUUCGGUGGAGGCGAUGAGAGAGAUGAUAUUCCGAAUGGCGGCAUUGCAGCCGAUCCAAAUCGACCCGGAAUCCGUUAAGCCGCCGAAGAGACGUAACGUGAAGAUAUCGAAGGAUCCACAGAGCGUGGCGGCGAGACACCGGCGGGAGAGGAUUAGUGAGCGGAUUAGGAUACUGCAAAGAUUAGUGCCAGGUGGUACGAAGAUGGAUACUGCUUCGAUGCUAGAUGAAGCUGUUCAUUAUAUGAAGUUCUUGAAAAAGCAAGUUCAAUCAUUGGAACAGGCGGCAGCGGCGGCCGCAGGUGGCGGAGGGACGACAACCGGGAUCAGCAACGUUGCCGGGUUCUGCAGCCCCACCACCGCCAUGAACCAUCAUCAUGGUGGUGUUAAUUAUGCCAAUGUAAUUAGAGCCUGCGGUGAGCCUGCUGCUGAUCAGAUGGUGGGGUCUAUGGAGUUGCUCAAGUGAUGGAGAUGGGAUGGAGGGUAUUUUCG
Molecule: messenger RNA, 668 nt
Organism: Cynara cardunculus var. scolymus (artichoke)
Lineage: Eukaryota; Viridiplantae; Streptophyta; Magnoliopsida; Asterales; Asteraceae
Product: transcription factor HEC1-like
Exons: 2
Coding region: 1-642 (213 amino acids)
Biological process (GO): regulation of DNA-templated transcription
Molecular function (GO): protein dimerization activity; DNA-binding transcription factor activity
Source: RefSeq, a predicted model, not a curated record